This is a messenger RNA of Penicillium cosmopolitanum, 2814 nucleotides long. RefSeq names its product hybrid sensor histidine kinase/response regulator. The record is from RefSeq and is a predicted model, not a curated record. Lineage: Eukaryota; Fungi; Ascomycota; Eurotiomycetes; Eurotiales; Aspergillaceae. Gene Ontology annotation, molecular function: phosphorelay sensor kinase activity; histidine phosphotransfer kinase activity. The coding region runs from base 1 to 2814 and encodes 937 amino acids. The transcript is spliced from 2 exons. Gene Ontology annotation, biological process: protein autophosphorylation; phosphorelay signal transduction system.
AUGUCCGACUCCCCCGAGUCCGAUGUCUCUAACCCCGUUCACCCUCGACCCGCCAUGCCCUUCCCCUCUUGCAAGUCCGAAUGCAUCGCCGAUAGUCUCGCUACCGUACGCGAGGAUGGUGAAAUGCAAUACAAUUCAACCCCCGGAAGCUGGAAUGACGGUCUUCAAUCUGCCGCCAUCGAACAUCUGGUCACUCUCAAGCAGGGCCUGAGGACCUCCGACACCGAGCUGUUCUGGAAACGGCUCAUGGAGGAUAUCACCUCCAUCAGCAAGGCUCAAUAUGGCUUUGUCGCCCGUCGUGUCCAUGGUGGUGAGCCCAUGCCCGAGCUGGGCGGUCGACGACCUAACCUCUUCGGUGCUGCAUUCUACUACAACGAUGGCUACCAAAACGUGGGACUCCAGCGCGACCGGUAUUUCGCUGGCGGGAAUCCUCUGCUGCAUAUGGAUCACGAAAGGCCGUGCUUGAUCCCUGAAAACCUCAAAUCCUUGGCUUCCUUUGGAGAUGAUCAGUUGCCCUUUGGUGCGGAGGCGUAUCUAGCCAUCCCACUUUUUUCGGCUGGCAAGUGCCGGGCGCACCUGGGCUUGAUGUGGUCCAAAGAAGGACUCAAAAACCGAAAUCUCUCAUGGUCUUUUCUUGAAGUCAUCUUGCAUUCCCUGGAGGACCUGAUUGUUCAACAUCUGUCCUUGCAAGAAACCGCCCCCGACCAUGAGAAAUCUGAGACUCCCGAGGUCCACUCUGCGACCGUCCAAGCUUCGCAGAAUGGCCACCAACCCAACACCCCCGAUUUUAACUCACAACCCCUGAAACCAUACGCUCGCAGUUUAUCACACGAGCUACGAACCCCGAUGCAAGGCGUCGUCGGCAUGUUGGAUGUUAUGCAUGCCACGGUGCGCGAGGCCAUGGAGAGCAAGACUCCCGUGAAGUCCGGUGGCAUCUUUCAAGCCCUGAAGGAAGGUAUUGAGAUGGUCCAAGAUAGUGCCCGGCGUGCUGUUGAAGCCGCUGACAAUGUGGUCCAUGCUUAUGAUCUUAACAUGCAAGUCCCCAAGACACCGCAGCGGGAACAGGAGAACGAGAUUCUGAUGGAUCCUAUUCCACCGGUGGACUUGACGGAAAGCCGACCGAGCGUCUUCAUCGAAGGGAGUAACAUCGCUAGAACGCGAGCAGCAUCUUCGCGGCAAGAGCUCUCACCCCGCAGUGAAGAAGUUAAGAACGCCGUCCACGAGAGCGACCAGAUCGUUCAUGCUACCCCCGCACGUCAGAUAGAAGCGGUUAUGGCCAACAUGGUUGAUCCACGGCCGUCCAUCUCUGCCCGACGUUCAGCACCUCAUCUGCUCCUUGAAGGCAUUAAUGUGAAUAGGAGCUCGGCCUUGCGUUUCACCAAGUUGCGAGAUCUUCUACGCCUGGUCAUCAACGAAUCACUUCACGUUGGUGGUCGGCCUGAUUCAGCAGUCAGUCACGCGACCGAGUUUGGCGAGAAAAUUGAGAUUCGGUCUCGAUCCUCGAACGGCUUGAUCUUUACCAAAACUGUGGAUUGGUCUGUUGACCCCGCGUUACCCGACACCCUUCUUGCAGAUGACCGAGAUCUGGCCAAACUUAUUUCUUGUGUUUUUCUGAAUGCUAUCAAAUUCACAAAUAACGGCACAAUUGCUGUAUGUGCGACUGUUGAUCAGAAGAAAAACGAUGUUCUGAUUAGUGUGAGUGAUACUGGUCCUGGAAUUCCAGCUGCAUUUCUGCCCAGUCUCUUCAAACCCUUCGCUCGAGAGGAUGCCUCGACCACUCGCAGCAAAGAUGGACUGGGGCUUGGUCUUCUGGUGGCCAAGGGUCUUUCAAGAAAGAUGGGAGGUGAUCUGAUCUGUGUAAGGUCAUCGACAACCGGGCCCAAUCAUGGCUCGGUGUUCCAGAUCCGAGUCCCCGUGAACCAACGUGAGGCUUGCAACCGCCCUGGAACACCAAAUGAGAGGAUGAUGACCCCGCCCAUAAUCAAUGAUCACUCUCGACAUGGGAGCGCCAGUAGCUUCGUCUGGGAAGCCCAGUCCUCAUCCUCGAUGUCUCCCUCCGUCAUUCAAAACCGCCAGCUGCAACAGCCGACCCCAAGCACUGCCGAUGGCCAUUCAUCUCAGAGCCCAACUCCCCCACAGCCGGCAGAUUCCCAACCCGGUCGCCGACAGAUUUCUGGUGACACGUACGACAACAAACUAGGAGAGAAGCAUCCCCUACGUUUUCUCGUGGCAGAGGACAAUCGCAUCAACCGACGUGUCCUGGUGAAUAUGCUCCGUAAACUCGGUUAUCGCGAUGUACUUGAGGCCGCAGAUGGCAGGGAGGCUGUUCGAAUCGUUCAAGAUAUUCUCUCUACCUCAGGCUCAGCCCCAAAUUCAGCAGAAACUAGCCCCGUCGAGACGAAUAUGCCUGCUCCGCCGGUCGUGGCGGAGAUCAAGCCGAUCGAUGUAGUAUUGAUGGAUCUUUGGAUGCCCGAAAUGGAUGGUUAUGAGGCAACAUCUCGAAUUCUACAGAUGGUAAGCGACCACCAUGCCAAAUCUGCUCUCCCUGUCCAUAGACUUCAACCUGUGACUACCGUCGAGAACCCCGACACCAUGGAAAUGGAUCCUCCGAUAAGCGCGACACAUACACCACGGCCUCCCACUGUUCUUGCCGUGAGUGCCGAUGUCACCGACGAGGCGCUGAACCGCGCUUCGAGAGUCGGAAUCAAAGGCUACAUGACAAAACCAUACAAACUUACCGAUCUUGAAAGGCUCAUCAAAGGAUUCUGCGGUGGUCCAAGUGAUCCUACUGCUGGAAUUAGGAAUCCAUUUUGA